Molecule: messenger RNA, 4517 nt
Organism: Cryptococcus deneoformans JEC21
Lineage: Eukaryota; Fungi; Basidiomycota; Tremellomycetes; Tremellales; Cryptococcaceae
Exons: 14
Coding region: 349-4194 (1281 amino acids)
Molecular function (GO): RNA binding
Source: RefSeq, a predicted model, not a curated record
GGCUUCACCUUUUGAACUUUUACAUCCGGCGGCAUUUGACGUUUCCGUUCAAAAAGUGGGUAGACAAUGCUAACAACAUGCCGGUUAAUAUUGAGAAAAUAAAACAAAGAGGGCGAAGGAGACAAGCAGUUGAAAUACUUUUAGCUGUGCAAGUCGUCAACAAUGAUGGAAGUUAUCCAACUACACCCUCGCCCUCUUUUGUAUAUAUAAUCCCUGCUUAGCUUCAUAAUCCUUCCGUAUACUAUCAGCCUUCGUAGACCGACCGUAACCAUUGUCAUUCCCAAGACCAACUUGUCUCGACAGCCAACAGACCACGUUCAGCAACGAAACAGCGCUAUCCAACAACUUAUGAGUACAGGCAGGGAGAUGGACUACAAACAAAAGAAUCGCUCCAGAAAGGUACCUCACAUCGUGUCCAAGUCGGACCAGAAGAUUGUACAGGUCAUGACUGAGACGAAUAAUGCCCACCAUUCAGGUAUAAAAGGUGGCGUGCUUGCUAAUCACACGGAGCCCACUACUGAAUGUGAAGCUCCCAAUGAGAUGUCUAACCGGGGUAUACUCCACCAUCUGGAGGACAGUCAACCAGCUCCCAAUAGCGCCGGCAAGUCCGCUUUGGAAUUCCCUUCCUUAAAGUCUGCACGUGCAAUUCCUCCAAGUCGUCAUCAACUGCAUCCGAGUCUAGUAAUGACGCCGCAAAAUGAAAAUACUUCCAUAGCUAUGUGCCAUUCAGCAAUCAACGGAAUGCCAAACUCGAAAAAGGACGGUCGCCUCAGCCCCCUCAACAAGUACAUGGGAUCAUGUUCGAGAACAAAGAAUGAGGAGAACAUUGAUCCCACCUCUGCUACCACGCCGGUGUCUGCGUGCAACAUUGACCGUGUUUCCUCCUCUCAACCUCGCGUCAGCUCUCAAAAGCUGCCCUAUACCAAAUCCUCGAUCUUAACAAUUAAAAGUGUUUCCGACCCUCAGACUUGGGAGGACGAGAAGAAUAAAACAUUUUCAGCACAGAUAUCCGGAAGGAAGAAACAUGAGACACCUAUAACGGAAAUUCCUUUCGCCUCUGUCAGCCGACCGAGUGUUUCCGUCACAACUGGAUCAACGUCAGUUUUAUGUGACAAUCCUGAUGCCCCGGAUACAGGUAGUUUAAGCCAGAUAAAGUCUCCUGAAUCCCGCAGAAAAGACUGGUGGAGACGUGAUCCUCACCCAAUGUUUAGUCCGAAAUAUGCAGCUCAAAGGCUACUAGUUGAAUUUCCUUCUGCGAUCAACGUUAUCCAUGCCAAACCUAUCCUAGAAAGCCAUUUCUCUAAAUACGGCAAAAUUCACUCCGUCUACCAUUAUGAUCAGAAUGGUGAUCGUUGCUGCAAGGGUUUUGUCGUCUUCAUAGACCCCAUGAGUAUCCAGAAGGUACUGACCGACCCUUACAGCAACAUUUGCGCCAACGCACUUGAUCCAGAAGCCCCGCGAGAUAUGAGCAUUGCCAUCCGACCAUCGUCAGCUUCUGAUUUGGAACGUACAGUGUUUAUUCGCAUUACUGGAUCGCGAUCCGAAGAAGAAGCUUGUGAGCGUCACCACGAGUAUCAACUCCUAUGCGAACGAGAGAUGGAAGCAAAAAACAUGCCCAAUGACGAUCAUGAUUUGUUCGGCAUUACGCAUGACAUGCGGGGCAUGGCCAAAAGUGACGGACUCUCGCUUUUCCACAAGGCUUUGCUUCCUGAGAAAGUGAUUCUUGAUCAAGUGCCCAUGAGGGGCAAAACGCCCGGGAAAUAUUAUUCUACGGUUUGUGUCCGAAACCUCAAUACCCCUUGGUUUGACUUUGUCCGCCAAGUCAGGGAACGCUGUGGUAAGGAUCCCGCUCAAAUUGGAGAGAUUGCACUUCGAGGACCCAAUAUCUCUGAAAGAAAUUUUGUCCCUCAACUCUGUGAUCAUCUCGCUGAGAUAUGCAACGUCCGCCCUCCCAACGAAAACAGUUGCGGAUGGUUGGUCUCGGUCAGCGGUAGUCGUGAUGGAAGGCACAUGAUGCACGAACUUCAAAAGAUUCCUGGCUUCUUUGUGCGCUGGGCGGAUGAGGGCGAUGGGUUAUUUGAUGAUGCAGAACCUGCUCUGGAGAUGUCUCCUCCCAACUGCGCUGGUUCUUUUGAAGACUCCUCUUCACCUACUGAGACCGACGAUGUCAGAAGCCUUUCCACCCCCCAAACCAACAAUCACGUCCUUUCAGCUCUUCUGCAUCCCAGCCCUACGCAUCCUCAUCUCCGCCGAACUCUCAUACACACGUAUCGAGGUAGACCAUUAAUUGAAGAUAACUCAACAGGAGAAACCAAAUUUCUGGACGAAAGCGCCAUCUUUGUUGGUCGAUUGAAUAAAAGAAUGGAAACAUAUGCUACCUUGUACAAAAGGUUCGAAAAGUAUGGCAAGAUUUGUAAUAUGGAGUUUAACCCGAAAGCUGUCCCAUCACAUGUCAAUAAUGCGACGGCGAGGAUCAUGUAUCAAGGUCAAGAGUCGGCGGCCAGAGCUAUUGCUCGAGAAAACGGGUCAAUCUCGUUCGGCACUGCAAUCAAAGUUGAAUUGCGGAGAGUUAUCCACUCGGACGUGCAUACCAGACGUGUAUAUGUUGACCUCACUGGACGUAUCAUCAGGCCCCCAACGUUGUCAAAUUUGGCCUGUGAACCUGCCAUAAAGCGAGUCACAGAGUCUCAAUCAGCAAUCGAGGCUAGGAUGCGACAGCCUCAAUUUUCAUCUGGCCUUAAUAUGCCUUCUGCUGCCUACUUGCCGAUGUCGUCCCAGCAACCAGGAUUUCUGCAACCCGAUGUGGGUAUUGGUAUGCCUACGGCCACUUUCCCCCCUCGAUUUUCAUUAUCUCCACCUGCUUUUUCUACAGGACAUGGGUUUCAGCAUUUAUCGAUGCUUGGUGGGCAAGGCCAUUUGUCGCCCACCUAUGACCAUAUUAUGCCAAUUGUCAAUUCAUUCGUUCACGUCGGGCAGUUAUCCAACGGCAUGAUGACUGCGGAUCGGUUCUUAUAUCCUCUAUCCGAAGCAUUCCAGAGCCCUCAAUCCUUGACUGGUAAAUCAUCCUCGAUGGCCUACCCUCCAGCAGAGGAAGUGCAUUUUCAACCACCCCUUGAUGAGCAGUUUUUCGCUGGACAAUCCCACGCUAUUCCAGCCACAGUUCAAUACCCUGUAUCUGCCCUCGAUGAGCCUUCUUCUCGCACACCAGGGGUUUCAAGUCAUCCCGAAUUACCUACCAUAGCCCCUAUUGGCGAUGAGGGCAUCUCGUCUAAUAUGAAACUCAAACCAGUGGCUUACAAAGAAGAAAACGGCACCGUCAAAGCCAUAUAUGACGACAACGAGCUUAAGGCGUACUGUGUGCAAAACAAUUUACCCUAUCCUCCCAAGCCAGAAAAGACGAUAAAGAAGGGGAGCGAUGAGACAUUCACAGUAACGCAGGAUUGGAGGAAGUCUCUUUUACCUGUUCAAACAGGCGGGCACGACUCAUCACUACCCUCCCCUCUGAGAAGAGGUUCAUUAGCAUUUUCAGAGGCUCAAGAACUGUCAUCUCUAUCAAGACUUAGGUUGCGAAGAUCUCAAAGUGACUACUCACUUCCGACGAAUCGGAAACCCCAGGACUGUUGUAGAGUGGUUGACGAGAGGGUUAAUGUGGCCAAUGCCUCCACAACCUCUCACUGUAAAGAAAAUUCAUAUUGUUCCUCUCCUCGGUUGGCGAAGCCGCCUCUUCUGAACCAUGAUCCUAUGCCGGACUAUCGCAAUCAACUGAUUCAGGCCCAAGCCAACAAUUUCCCUGAUACCCACGGUAAUCUCAAACAGCCGCCAUUUAACCUUCCCUUUCGCCAGCCCCUAUCCCCCCCAAAUGUUCAGUUUGACCCCGAAAAUCUUGAGGAACGUAUGUGCCAUCUAGACAUUCAUGGUCAGAAUUCAUUGUCAACAUUCACAUCAUCGGCCCAAGCGCAAGGGAGUCAAGGCUGGUAUUCCACAUCUUUUGAUGCAUUAACGUAUCAACUACAAAAUCAACAACCAGCCACGAAACACAUCCCGCCUGAUGGUAAUUCUUGGAUCGCGAAUGAAUCUCCAGUUGUACAAGGGCCGAAAUGCGACAGAGUCAGGUCCAAAGCAAGAGGAAGAGGGUCGCGGAGGAAGACGUUUUUCGGCAGGUUUUCGGGCGAACAACAUUUGUCAAAACAAUGAAGAUACCCAGUGAAUAGAUCAGAAUCCCAUUAAUUGGGGUAAGGCACUAGUGUACAACAGAGAGCGAAAGUAAGGGGGCAUUUCCUGAGCGGGGUCUUCUGUAAGUGUAUUGUUACUUAUUUACUGUGUCAUAAUCACACUGUUCAUGGAACCAGUUACUUGUGCAAUCUGGACGUUCGUGCAACGAAACAUUGCGGAAUAAUUCUCCUCUCGGUCCUGACAAAAAAAAUCAUCAACUACUUCCACCAUAAGUCCCCUAGAGACAUUGUACUGUAGAAAGUAGAGAAAGAUUCAAGAGCUAAGCAAGAAGACAUGUUCAUGAG